UCCCCACCUCCUCCUCCUCCUCCACCCUCCUCUCGCCCGGCCCACAAACCCCCCGCCCGGUGCCCGCAGCCCGGGGAGUAACGCAGCGAGAGAGCCGCCUUCCACCCGCCGUGCAGCAUGGAGGAGUUAGCCAGAGAGAGCAUCAGCCUGCUGGCUUCAGCCUCAGCCAAGCCCGCGCUGGACGUGUCCGCCGGGCCGCGGCUCGGCUCCGUGGGAGCCAUCUUCAUCAUGCUGAAGUCCGCCCUGGGCGCCGGACUCCUCAACUUCCCCUGGGCCUUCGAGAGAGCCGGGAGCAUCCGCAGCGCCGUCACCGUGGAGCUGGUUUCCCUCGUCUUCCUGAUCAGUGGUCUCAUCAUCCUGGGCUACUCCUCCUCCAUCAGCGGCCAGUGCACGUACCAGGCAGUGGUGAAGGAGGUGUGCGGCCCGGCCAUCGGUCAACUGUGUGAGAUCUGCUUUGUCUUCAACCUUUUCAUGAUCUCUGUGGCUUUUCUGGUCAUCGUGGACGACCAGCUGGAGAAAUUGUGCGGCUCCAUGUAUGAGCUGAUAACUGGUUUGCCCGAGUCAGACUUACCGCACCACUUCUACACAGACCAGCGCUUUGCUCUGGUGAUGCUCUGCGUCCUCCUCAUCCUCCCGCUGUCCAUCCCCAAAGAGAUCAGCAUCCAGAAAUACAUCAGUGGUCUGGGCACUCUGGCUGCGACCUACCUGACUGUAGCCAUCAUCGUCAAAUACCACACCAUGCCUUCUGGUCUGGUUCACAUCACCCCUCUCUACAGCAGCGGGAUCAGCUCCUGGGCCUCCAUGUUCAGCGUCAUACCCACCAUCUGCUUCGGCUUCCAAGUGAGUGAAGCAACAUGUUCUGUUUUCACAUAGGAACGUUCGAGACCUGGUGAACAUACGUAACUGAGACCAGUCAGGAGAAAAGUCAUGGCAUCACUAUCUUAUCAUUAUCUCAUUCUCCUCUUGCUUCGUUAAGUUGUCAGAUCCGUCUCUGAGAUUUCUGCCUUUGCUCCAAAAUAAUCAGACUUAAAUGGAAUUUCAUGUUUGAAAGUACACUUAAAUUUGUUCUU
Molecule: messenger RNA, 1070 nt
Organism: Paralichthys olivaceus (Japanese flounder)
Lineage: Eukaryota; Metazoa; Chordata; Actinopteri; Pleuronectiformes; Paralichthyidae
Source: RefSeq, a predicted model, not a curated record